UAGUCUCUUAUAAUGUGUUUUAUAUAGAGAGAGAUGAGUACAUUGUAAUUUAUAAGUAAUCAUACAUAUUCUGACAGUGAGCCAAGGGAUAGAAUGUUUUGUUCAUAGUUCCCAGCAAGGAUUCCAGUGUCAUUGGAUCAAAGACUGGUGGGUAAUAAGGUAUAAGAAGAUUGGAAAGUGGGGCAGGGUUGGGAAAGAAAGAAGAGUUAGUUUUAUAAAGGAUUUUGAACACCAACAGAGAUUCUUGUAUUUGAUUCUAGACAAGAUGUGCCACUAGAGUUUAUUGAAUAAUGAGGAAGGGGGGUGAUUUCCACUAAGAAAGAGGGAUGGAAGGGGAAUGAUGGAGCCAAGAUGGUGAAGUAAAGCCAGGAAGCUGUUUGAGCUUUCCUAGUUUUCCCUUGAAAAUCACAUGAAACUAAGCCUCCAAACAGAAUCUAGAGUGAUGUAGCCUGCAAAGAAAUGGUUAUGAAACAAUUUUUUCAGCUACUCUCAAUGCUUUGACAAGACAACAAACACAAGAGACUCAUGUGCUCAAAGCCAAAGCUUACAGCUGCACAAGAAACUUGUUUUUGUGCCUCAUGAGCAGAGCUUAACUUUUAAAAAUCACAAAGUAGGGGACCAGAAACAAAAAAGAAUGUUGGCCAUAGAAAGUUACUAUGGUAACAGGAAAGACCUAAACACCAACUCAGAAGAGAACAAAGUACCCUUACGAAAUGUUGAAGGGGAAUAUGAAUUGGGCUCGAGGACAAAGAACCUUCUUGGAAGAGUUCAUAAAGGAUUUUUAAAAUCAAAUAAGAGAGGUGGAAGAAAAAUUGGGGAAAGGAAUGAGGAGUUUGUUGAUUCCUGAAAAGAUACAAUGGCAUAUAGAAGAGAUGAUAUAUGGUCUGAAGGACGCUAUGAUUAUGAAAGACUUCCAAGAGAACGUUUACCCCCUCGAAAUCAUCCUGAGGAUGACUACCAUAGAGUAGUUAAUAUUAUGCCCAAGAAACCACCACUGCUAGACAGACCUGGUGAAGGAAGCUACAGUAGAUAUGGUUACAGUCAUGUUGAUUACCGAGAAUAUGCCGAGGGCCGCAGUUUUUCUCAUGAUCGAAGAAGUGGUCCAUCCCAAAGAGGCGAUGAAUCCAGCUAUCGAUGGACAAGGGAUGAUCAUCCUAUAAGUAGACAGCCUGAUUAUAGGACUCAAGGCAGGUACAUGGGGUAUCAAGAGCCUCUCUGGUCCAUCCUACCUUCUACAAAAGAGUUCAAUAAAGUCCUAAGGGACACUAGAGAUGGCUUUAGAAGAAAGGGUUUCUACUCUUCCCAUUACAUGAGAGAACGAUCUCCUCACAAAAGGGACAAUCCAUUCUUCCGGGAAUCUCCUGUCAAUCGAAAAGAUUCUCCACACAGCAGAUCUGGCUCCAGUGUCAGCAGCAGAAGUUACUCUCCAGAAAGGAGUAAAGCAUAUUCUUUCCACCAGUCUCAGCAUAGAAAGUCCGUGCGUGCUGGUGCCUGCUACAAACAGCAAAAUGAAGGAGAGCCAGGAAGAGGUAAAGAGAGACCUUCUGCCCAGUCUUUGAAAACAUCAAGAGAUACUUCUCCUUCCAGUUCCACAGCAACUCCCUCAUCAAAGGUGUCAGAUAAACCUAGCAGGCUAACUGAAAAGGAACUUGCAGAGGCUGCAAACAAAUGGGCUGCAGAAAAAUUAGAGAAGACUGAUGAGAAUAACUUACCAGAAAUUUCUGAUUAUGAUGCUGGGUCCUCAGCACCAUUAUACAAUGACCAACCAGAAGAGCCUGAGACAAAUGCUACAGAUAGUAUUGAUCUUUUUGAAGACAACCAAGUAACCAGUCGCUCAAAAGCAAUAGCAUCAAAGACCAAAGAAAUUGAACAGGUUUAUCGACAAGACUGUGAAACUUUUGGGAUGGUUGUGAAAAUGCUGAUUGAUAAAGAUCCUUCAUUAGAAAAGUCUGUGCAGUUUGCUUUGAGACAGAAUUUACAUGAAAUAGGUGAGCGAUGCAUUGAAGAACUGAAGCAUUUCAUUACAGAGUAUGAUGCUGCCAAUCAAGAAUUUGGGGAGUCUUUCUGAGAUUUCAUGCUGAGGCAAAAGAUAAUGUAUUCUUUUGUUGUUGGGUUUUUUUUUUUCUGGAUUAUAUAAAUCCUUAAUAUAUGGAAUAAUUUUGUGGGUAGUUAGGGGGAUAUUUUAGUAUAGUUAGCUACACAUUUAGAUAUCUUUACCAUCAUUAUAUUGAAAGAAUAUCUAAAAAUCUUUUUAUUAGCACUCUGCAAAGAUUCUUGAUCCAUAACUAAGCAUAAGCUUUUUCUGUAGGAUGAAGAGUGUCAAUUAUUUUUUCCAGUAUGCCUCUUUGCAAAAUGAGGUUUAGUUUUCUACAAUUGUGUGUCUUCAGUCUCACACACUAUUCAAUCAUAUACUUUGAUAUGAAAAUUUAAAAUUUUUCCAAUUAGAAAUUGCUUUGAAAUCAUUUUUCCAAGUCAUUGAAAACCCCUUGAUUUUAGUUCUAGCAAUUCCACAUAACCUGCAUUUCAAAAUUUCAGCUCAAAAGUUCUUUGACUUUGAUAACAUGUUUUUUUGCUUCACUUUGUUUCUUAAGCUUUAAAACUUUUAAAUAUUCUACUAAUCUAAUUUCUCCAUUAGCUCUGACUACUUGAAGUUAUCCCAGUUUAAAUAUACUAUUGAUUGUUUAAGAAUUUAAAAAUCCUAAAGCUGUUAACUUCUAAAACAAGAAUAUAGGAUUUUCAAUAUUAAUAUUAAUUCAAAACCAUCUAUAUUCUUCUGAAUCUCAAAUACUUAUACUGAAAUAUGAGUAUUAUAAGAUCACAUCUAUGUCAGAUGAAAGGGAAAUUUUGUGAAUUUAAAGGUGAGUGACAGAGGCUGAGAUUUUCCACAAAUUUUAGAGACCUAGAAAAAAAAAAUCUUUAUCAACAUGAGAAACAAUAGGUUUUUCCCCCCCCAUAGAUCUUUAUUUCAGAAUUCAUCAACUGUCUUUUGCUCCAUGGAUCAUUGGGACAUUAAUAGGUUGUAAGUGAUUUCAGCCUAAAGGUUUGUUUAUUUAGCGCUCUUUGUUAAGGAUUCCCAGGACCAUGAAUAUUCUACCAAUUUUUGACAUUAAGCAUGACAAAUUUAUUUUUACUUUUUGUGGCAUUAAUAAGUCACAGAGUUUUAAAUCAUGUUAUUAUUACUGCCUACUUUUCUUAUCUUUCCAGUGUCUCUUCUCUAAACUGAAUUCUGCCAUUUUUUGUGGCUUAUUUUGAUAAUGUUUUGAAGGCUCCAAACAGUAGAGACCAAAAUUAUGUUAAAUGUUCAUUUCCAGCUAGCCAUUUAUUUAAAAAUCAUGCUAGAGUGGAAAUAAAUAAGGAAACAGUGUAAGUGGUACCAGAUAUAAUGAGUACCACACAUGAAAAUUGAAAGAGUAAGAGAAAAAUUUAAUUUUAAAUCAUCCCCAAGCCCAGCCUUGCCAAAUGAGGCCACUUUGAGUCAUAAUUUUGAUAUUUCCUAUGCUAGUACACAAUAUUUGACGUAUAAACUAGAAGUAAUCCUUAUCCAUCAUCUCUGAUAUUCUUCUCCAGUGUGUGAGACUAUUUUAUUAGUUACUUAGCCUAGAAAAAAUCUAAGGCAAUAGUCAUUUUAUUACUCACUUCUCCAUUUCCCUUUUUCUUUAAUUUUAUUAAGUAAUAUCACUUAAAUAAAAAGUGAAAAAAUAUAGGAGAGAUACCAAAGAGAAUGAACACAUUUUUUUUUUUUUGUUGAUCUUCAUUUAAAAUAGUUUUACUAAGUUAUCAUCUCAUUGCAGAUAUUUAUUUUAAAGUCUACUGGUUAAUCAGUUUAAUAUAAUUUUGUUCUUCCUCCCCUUAAAACAUAGUAUUUGGUAGCUAAAGGUUUUUAACAACCGUCAAUAAUAUUUUUGUAGGGAUAUCUGUUAAUUAUGGGGGGAAAAGUAGACUUUAAAGGGAAACUUUGCAGCAUGCAAAUUGAAAUGGGAACUAUAAUAGUUUGUUUUAAGUUCUCCUUGUUUAAGAUGUUUUUAUUAAAGAGUUAUCCAUUAUUCUCUGCAGAAUAUCCCCAGGUAAUGUGCUAUACUUUUAGUAUGUCUUCUUAAAGCUUUGCUGUGCAUGUGAUUGAAGUUCAAAGGGAAAAUGGAGUUUUGUGAAGCCGCCUUGUGUAAACUCUUAAAAACAAAAUAAAACAACCAGUUUAAAAUUAUCAAA
Molecule: messenger RNA, 4206 nt
Organism: Antechinus flavipes (yellow-footed antechinus)
Lineage: Eukaryota; Metazoa; Chordata; Mammalia; Dasyuromorphia; Dasyuridae
Gene: PPHLN1
Product: periphilin 1
Exons: 12
Coding region: 857-2068 (403 amino acids)
Biological process (GO): negative regulation of gene expression, epigenetic; negative regulation of DNA-templated transcription; protein localization to heterochromatin
Cellular component (GO): nucleoplasm
Source: RefSeq, a predicted model, not a curated record